This is a messenger RNA of Pipistrellus kuhlii (Kuhl's pipistrelle), 3378 nucleotides long. RefSeq names its product homeobox D11 (gene HOXD11). Gene Ontology annotation, molecular function: DNA-binding transcription factor activity, RNA polymerase II-specific; RNA polymerase II cis-regulatory region sequence-specific DNA binding. The transcript is spliced from 2 exons. The record is from RefSeq and is a predicted model, not a curated record. Lineage: Eukaryota; Metazoa; Chordata; Mammalia; Chiroptera; Vespertilionidae. The coding region runs from base 1833 to 2873 and encodes 346 amino acids. Gene Ontology annotation, biological process: anatomical structure development; regulation of transcription by RNA polymerase II. Gene Ontology annotation, cellular component: nucleus.
AGGAGCUCGGAUCACCCGCCUUUUCUCUCUGUGUGUCGGCACUGUGGGCAGAGCUCACUUCGGGGGCACCGCAGUGGCCGGAGCCAGGGAGGGAACCCCUGCACAGCCUGUGCCUGCCCUGAGUGGAGGGCUGAGCCCCAGGACUCAGUGUUUCUGACUGCUUGGGCAGAGGAAUCCUGGGGAAAGGAGCAACUUCCCACCCUGGAUUCUGGGAUUUGGGUUUGGGGGAGCAUCUUUCUGAGAGGCUGGUUUUACCUUUGGAAAGUGCUGGCCCUUCCGGAGGGAGGCGGGAGCCCAGGCCUUGCCUAGAUCCCUUAGGCUAGGAAACAGGGAGGACGUGGCCACCAAGGAGAGCGAGGCCUUGGGGCAAGCGGAUGGGAGGUCCUCAGAGCUGAGCCAAGCAAGGAGGCAAGAGCUGCUGAGAGACACCCCCCAAAUCAACAGACUUGGGGAGAGGGGGGGCAGUGACUGUGUAGGCCCAAGGGCAGAAAGGAGACCAGGGGGAGAUAAUGGCAGAUAAGCAGGCCUUGAUGGGUUCCCACACAGGGCCUGGGCUGUCUGUGAGGCCGGCUGGUCCCACCUCCUGCCAGAAAGCAGAGAAGGGGAGAAGGGCAGAGGCCGGGUGGCUUGUCUCUGGUUGGGGGGGGAGCUGAAGGCCAGGCACCCUGAGAGAAGGACUCCAGGUCCUUUUGUUCAUCAGACCCCCCAGCUUCUAGAGGGGCCAUCAGGAUGUCCCCCUUACUUUAACGCUGAAAGGGAAAAAGGCAGGGGCGACAGGGAUCCAGAUAGAGGCUGUGACACACAUCUAGGGGAAAGGAGGAGAGAAUAUCAGGAGACGGAGCAGAGAGGAGGAGAUAGAAAAGUAGGAGAAGGGGAAAGGAAGAAACAAGAGAAGGGAACAGAAAUCAGGACCAGGAGAGCAAGAACUGAGAAGGCUGCAAGAGAGAAGAUGAAAGAGAGACAGGAGCAGAGAGAGGAGAAAAGAGGGCGACAGGUCGGAGUAGGCACCGAGGCCCUAGCCCCGGUGAGCUCCUGGUAGGCUGUUUGGAGUGGGUUUUUCCGAGGCUGGCACUUGGGCUCCCGAGGUCAGGAGUGAAGAGAGCCAAGUUCCUCCGCAGCGAAAGCGCUUGGCAGAGAAAUAUGUAAAUCAGACUCCUUGCGCCUGAGAGCUGCGCAAUCACGCCCCUUGAAGGAGAAGCAACAAGCUCCUCGCUGGCACGCUGGCUGGGGUGGUGGCGUCGCGGGGGAGGGAUCGGCUGCUGGGAGGGGUGUGGAGAGUGGGAACCUCACACCCUCACACCUAGUCCCCAGUGCCCCGGGCCCGGGGCUCCCCCCUCUGCUCUCCGCUCCUUUCCCUUCCCCCUUCCUCCCCCUUCCUCCUCCUCCCUCCUCCUCCCCGCCAGCCUCGGUCCGCGUACUUAAGCGGCGCGGGCGGGCGGCCCGGGCGGGCGGUGGCAGAUGCACCCGGCAGUGGCAGCCACCGGCGGCGCACAGGUGACCGGCCCGCGGAGCCGCCUAGCCUAGCCGGGGGCGCCCAAGGAGAUCUGGCUGGAGAGGGAGGUCGAUCCGCCCCCCAACGCGCGUGCCUCGGCGCCAGGAGCCGUCCCGGGGCGUGUUGGCGAGCGCUGAUAUAGAUAUAAGGACAUUUCUCUCUCCAUGGCGUCACGUGACAUAAUUACCACCAGAAUCAAUCAAGAUGAAUUGCACGUCAGCGCCCGGUGGGGAUUUUUGCUUAGUUGAUCCUGGCCCGAGCCUCUUGUGCAAUCCAUGGCUCAGGUUGGCGGCGCGGGGAGCGGCCCGGGGCUGGCCGGCGCGCACGCCGCCGCGGAGCCAUGAACGACUUUGACGAGUGCGGCCCGAGCGCAGCAGCCAGCAUGUACCUGCCCGGCUGCGCCUACUACGUGGCCCCGUCGGACUUCGCCAGCAAGCCGUCGUUCCUGUCGCAGCCGUCGUCCUGCCAGAUGGCUUUCCCGUACUCCUCCAACCUGGCGCCGCACGUCCAGCCCGUGCGCGAGGUGGCCUUCCGCGACUACGGCCUGGAGCGCGCCAAGUGGCCGUACCGCGGCGGCGGCGGCGGCGGCGGGGGCUCGGGAGCCGGCGGCGGGGGCGGCCCCGGCGGGGGCGGCGGCGGCGGCGCGGGGGGCUACGCGCCCUACUACGCGGCGGCGGCGGCGGCGGCGGCGGCAGCGGCGGCGGCCGAGGAGGCGGCCAUGCAGCGCGAGCUGCUCCCGCCCGCGGGCCGCCGGCCGGACGUGCUCUUCAAGGCGCCCGAGCCGGUGUGCGCCGCGCCGGGGCCGCCGCACGGCCCCGCGGGCCCCGCUCCCAACUUCUACAGCGCCGUGGGCCGCAACGGCAUCCUGCCGCAGGGCUUCGACCAGUUCUACGAGGCCGCGCCCGGGCCCCCGUUCUCCGGGCCGCAGCCCCCGCCGCCGCCGCCCGCGCCCCCGCAGCCCGAGGGCGCCGCCGCCGCGGACAAGGGCGACCCCAAGGCGGGGGCCGGCGGCGGCGGCGGGGGCAGCCCCUGCGCCAAGGCGACCCCCGCCGCCUCGGAGCCCAAGGGGGCGGCGGAAGGCAGCGGCGGGGGUGACGGCGAGGGACCCCCGGGGGAGGCGGGGGCCGAGAAGAGCGGCGGCACAGCAGCCCCCCAGCGGUCCCGGAAAAAGCGCUGUCCCUACACCAAGUACCAGAUCCGCGAACUGGAACGCGAGUUUUUCUUUAACGUGUACAUAAACAAAGAGAAAAGACUCCAGCUCUCUCGGAUGCUCAACCUCACUGACCGGCAAGUCAAAAUCUGGUUCCAGAAUCGCAGGAUGAAGGAAAAGAAACUGAACAGAGACCGUCUGCAGUAUUUCACUGGAAACCCCUUGUUUUGAGAGCUCCAGGAAGCACCCCUCUGCCCCAAGCCCCACGCACUCACCCUCCUCCCCACCAGCCUGCUUUCGGUAGGCCCAAUGUCCUUGGGUUUAAUGACGCCUCUUCUCUGUGGAACUCCACCAUUCCUUCCCGCGGUCAACUCGGGACCUCCCAGCGACCACUGCUGCCUGCGGACGAGGCCGGGGACUUGGCCGAAUGGAUCCUAAUAUGGGGAAAAUGGUAAUGCAAACGUCCCUUUACAAUUUUACCGCCAGUGUGCUGUUGUUUACCCUCUCUCUCCCUCCAGGUCCCAGGGCGGACGCUGUGGGAUCUGUAGAGAGUUAGGCCUGGGCUGCCAAGGCACUUGUUUUUGUUCUGAGUUUAAGGGACCCUGUCCUUCCCCCUCGGUGAACGCAGAUUAUUUAAACUCUGGGAAAUGUACGUUUGGUUUGUCGGAUCAAGGCACGAGUCACUGUCUUUUGUGUGAAUAAAUGGUUUCUAGUAAAACGGAGGUUACAGCUUCAA